Messenger RNA from Drosophila serrata, 801 nucleotides. RefSeq names its product small ribosomal subunit protein mS37. Gene Ontology annotation, cellular component: nucleoplasm; mitochondrion; mitochondrial ribosome. Lineage: Eukaryota; Metazoa; Arthropoda; Insecta; Diptera; Drosophilidae. Gene Ontology annotation, biological process: mitochondrial translation. The record is from RefSeq and is a predicted model, not a curated record. Gene Ontology annotation, molecular function: RNA binding.
ACCGUUCCACAGCCCAGAGGGUCAAUAUCCCCAUCCGAAUCGUCCUCCUGUUCAGCGUCGGCGACAGCGUCUGGUGCUGGUAUGCGUUUGGCCGCCGCCGCCUGGUCACUGUCCUCGACGGCUUCCAUGGGCCUGGUGCUCGGUGCUCCGUUUGGACUUGAUGGCUUCCGCCCGCACGUUGCUUAUUUACCGUUUUCGCGUAUUUUUAUUUGUUUGUCGACUUUUGUUGUUCUUGACCAGGGUUGGUAAACGGUGCAGGACACAAGAGUGUUGGCAAAAGUCGCGACAAGCGCGACGGCUAGUUCUGUGUUGGUAACCGGUCGUGAUGUAACACCGCAACAGCUGUUUGGUCCGACUUGGUCUGAAUAUUGCGAGGCGAGAGAUAUGCGAGUUCCCAGUGCCUUGUUUGCCGCCCGUGGCCGAGCCCCACAGAACGAGGCCGAUGUGCCCUUCCAGGAGAUUCUGCCGCUGCGGCUGAAGAACACGGUUAGCGGGAAGGCGGACUCCGGCAACGAUGUGGCCUGCCUGCAGGAGAUGGGCGUGCUCUUCGCCUGUCUGAAGGACAACGAGUUCGUGGAGAAGUACUGCCACAAGGAGAUCAGCCAGUUCCAAAACUGUUUCAAGUGCUAUAUGGACCGCAAGUUUGAGGCCAAAAAGACGGUCAACCAGGGCGUUGUGCAACCGGGAAACAACCUCAACUACAAGCAGCUGAACAAGUAUAUGCGCCGCUAUCCCAAUCCCCUCUAGCUCAUAGCCUACUUGAGUCCGUUGAGUCGUUUAUUAAUACACUAAAUAUUUACA